This is a messenger RNA of Ectocarpus sp. CCAP 1310/34, 1713 nucleotides long. The record is from the annotation of a GenBank genome assembly. NCBI's taxonomy places the organism in Eukaryota, Phaeophyceae, Ectocarpales, Ectocarpaceae.
AUGGAUCCAUCAGUGCAAAAUGCGGUCCAGGCAAAGAUAGCAGCAGACGCAGCCGCGGCCGAAGCCGCACCCGCGUAUGACGGCGCCGCACCCAACGCCGCUGCACCCAACGCCGCCGCCGCAGACGCUGCCGCCGCUGUAAACGCUGCCGCAGCCGCUGUCGCAGCCGCCGACGCAGCCGCAGCUGCAGCCGCUCCCCCGGCAGCCGUGCACAACGGCGGCGACGCCCCCCCGGCAAACAACGGACCAGAGGAGGGUGCCGGCGCGAACCCACUCGGCGGUAUCCAGGCCAUGCUCACCCAGUUCAUGAACGCUCACCAAGCUCAAAUGGCGGCCUUACACCAACAGGUGGCGCAGCAGGGACAGAUCCUGCAGCAGCAGCUGCAGCAGCAGCAGCAGCAGCAGCUGCAGCAGCAGCAGCAGCAGCAGCUGCAGCAGCAGCCACAACAGCAGCAGCAGCCACAGCAGCAGCAGCAACAACCCGCCGGCGGCUUUCUUCCUCCCGUCAACGCACCGGUGGUGGCCGCUAGCGCCGCGCCGCCCGCCCCGGCGACCGCGGGGUCGAAGAUGACGGAGAAGAUGAGGGCUGAGGACUGGAAAGCGACGGGCCCCCUGUGGCUCCUCGCGCGGGGCGGAUUCGACACUCGCGCCCCGGUCGACGUGCCCUUCGUUAAAAUGGUCGCCGGCGAAUACUCACACAUCACAGAGCAGGGAGGGAAACAGAUGUGUAGCCUGACGGACAUAAAAAUCGAGCACUGUUUCCCGCCCAAGUCCGCCAACGCCGCCCUCGCUGCCAUGCCCGUAACGGUCCACUUCGACACCUUCAUCACCGUGCUGUUCAAAACGAUCGAGUACGGCAUGGACACGGCCGAGGAGAAUGCCAAGCUUCGCGUCGCGGCCUGGAGGGCGGAGUUCGCAUCGAUUACAAGGAAGCUGGCUACGUACCUCACCCUCCACUACACAGGCCUGCAGCCCCAUGAAAACCGGGUCCGCAACGUCCUCCUGGAUGCCAUCAACCGCGGCUUGGAAGACGGUUUCCGCAUUUUACACAAGAUGGCAUACGACCUACGCUGGACGCACCAGGACGGCCCCCCCACCGCGGACGCCACGGAUGCCGUCCCAUUUCCGCGAUUCAAGCUCCUGAAGACCUUGCUCGAGGAAGAUCACACCCAGAGUCUCGCGGAAAAGGCAGCCCAAUGGCCUCUCCCCACCGUGGCCGCCGCCCUCGCCCCCGCCACGAGUGCAAAGCGGAAGAGCGGAACGGCCGGGGCCAAGACAGCGACAACCAAGCGGCAGCGGACCACGACCACGACCCCGACGUGCCCCCCCGGUUUUUGCAAGGGAUGGUGGUUCAGCCGCCAGUGCCGUAUCCCAGACUGCCAACUCCACCACGUACACGCCGGUCCCGCCUCCGCCACCUCCGCCGCUUCCCCACCCCCGCAGGUCCCGCCACCCCCGCAGGCCCCGCCGCAGCAGGCGGCGGCGCCGCAGCCGCUACCAUCGCAGCAGCAGCAGCAGCAGCAGCUCCGCCAGCCCAGCGUGGGCAACUUCAGCAUGACGGUCCACGGCGGCAGGGGCGGUGGAGGAGGGAACCAGGGGCGCGGCGCCGGAGGGAGGGGCGGCGGGGGGNCCUUGGUCGGAAUGCAACAUUUCAGGCGAUCCAAAGAUGCUGAUGAUGCGGUCGAUAAUGGCCUGCGCGACAGUGAUUGCUGA